Molecule: messenger RNA, 4026 nt
Organism: Phaeodactylum tricornutum CCAP 1055/1
Lineage: Eukaryota; Bacillariophyta; Bacillariophyceae; Surirellales; Neidiaceae
Exons: 3
Coding region: 97-4002 (1301 amino acids)
Biological process (GO): regulation of gene expression
Cellular component (GO): nucleus; cytoplasm
Molecular function (GO): mRNA binding
Source: RefSeq, a predicted model, not a curated record
CGAUCCGCUGGCACACUUCAGUCGGGGACACACCGGAUAGACACCCGUUAGAACAAUUGCGCCGCUUCGCACAUUCUGUCCUCUCGAUCUCGUACCAUGACGGCGGAUGCCAAACCCUCCUUACCGGCAACCGAGGAAUCUCCCGCCGAGACAGAACUGCGUAGUCGCCUGGCUCGGACGAUACAGUUGCGAGCAACGACGCAGUUGGAACUCCGAAAGAGUCAAAAAGAACUGGAACGUCUCUUGGUCGCUAUCCCUCCACGACCCCGGCAACCCCUCGCGGACGUGAACGAACAACUCCGAACACUGGAAACAUACCGUGAAACGCACAGUCUCUCCUUGGCCGAGGAAAAGGCGUUGCUCCGGCGAAUACAUUCCUUGGAAGCCGCGCGUUGCGUGUGCAACACUUACACGGCCGCUGACGUCGCAAUACGGUGCGAAAAGGCCCUCACGGCGAGUUUGCGCGGGUCGCUGCAAUCGCAAACGCAACAGAUUGCCGCGCUAAGAGAUACCUUGCAAACGACCCGCACGGCGCGGAAACUCGGUUGCGACGUCGCGGAACUCCAAAAGGUGCUCGUAGACUGUCCUCCGGCUCAACUAGGUCGGGUCAUUGGCAAGGACGGAAGCAAUGUACGGGCGUGGAUGCAGAAGUACGGCGUGACCAUUGACGUUGAUCGGGAACGACACCAACUCGCCUUGAAGGGGUCGCACCAGGCUUUGGAAUGCACCCUACCGGCCGUCCAGCGUAUAGUGGAUACAACGGAACGCGACUUAUCCACCCUUGUUUCCACCAGUACGGUGGCCUACUGGACCACUAAACACAUUACCGCUCUGGAGGAUUUGCGAUCCCGCUAUUCCCACGUCUACAUCGACAUUCAAAGGGGCAAGCAUCAAAAGCAGCACUUGGUACGGCUUCGUGGGAUCCCGGUCGACUUGGACAGCGUGCAGCACGAAAUGGAACUUUGGCGGAUUGUGACGAAAACUGUGGCGGUAGACGCCGCCGCAGCAUCGGUCAUCCUGGGCAAAAAAGGAAAUAACAUUACCCGCAUGGUACAGACGCAUCAAGUGACCAUGGACGUUAGGAAUCCGAGUGGCAGUGCGAGCAACGAUCACAGCAAUGAGACCAAUAGCAUGUCUACCACCGCCACGACAAAGAUGGAAAUUACCGGACCGGUGGACAACGUCACUGCAGCCGUACAGGAAAUCGAACAAAUCAUGGCCGACCACGAGCGAGUCGUGAAAACGGUACCAGUGGAUCGAAACGUGCAAGAAGUCUUUUUGCAUCAGAGUGGCCUGGGUAUCAAAGCCACACAUAAAGUCAUUAACGACGCGAUUCAAACUAUUGCUCCUGGUGCGCUACCCGUCAACGUGGGCGACAAAGGGGACCAAGGCGGUAGUAUUGUACUCAGAGGGAAGGCCAUGUACAUGGAAACAGCAGUAUCCAUGGUAGAGAAGGAGGCUGCACGUGUACAAAACCUGAUUGUCCAAAUUCGGGUCGAUCCUUUGGUCAUUCCACUCUUAAUUGGACCGAGUGGGACCAACAUUCGGAAAUUGAUGCAAAAUCAUCCCGCAGCAACACUGCUUAUUGAUCGUGACGGGGGCAUCGUAACCAUUGGUGGACUCGAGGCCGCGCCAAUACAAGCCUUGCAGGCGGAGAUUGAGGCAAUGGUCCGAGACAAUCAAUUGGAACGUGUGAAGCUGGACGCUCAGACGUACCAUUCCGUGGUUGCCGCCGUAUUGCGCUCUUCAAAGAUAAAAGAAAUGAACAAGUUGAAUAUCAAAUUAUUUACUCAAGACGACACGAACGAAAUUGUCCUGCGCGGCAGUGCGGAGAGUCUGCCGCAAGCCGCAUCGUUGGUGCGAGAUGUCAUUUCAGAAAAUUACAUUGCAGAACUUGCGGUAGAUGUCGAUGAUUUGAAAGUCUUAUUGGAGGGGGGUAAAAAGAGCCCGAUUGUCGAAUUCUCCAAUUCAUUUGGCGUGCAACUCAGUUCGAAUCGGGAAACACAAGUCGUUACGGUACGAGGGCCUCAGGACAGGGUCAAUGAAGCUACAGCUGCAGUGAACAGUUUUUUAUACGGCGGUGAAGGCCACAGAGUCGCCAAGAUUCCACUGAAUCGAGACGGUGCCGGUGUCGUCAUUGGUCGCGGUGGCAAAACCAGGAUCGACUUGGAAAAAAAAUACGGCGUCACAGUCCAAGUACAUCGGACAAAUGACCAUGUGACGGUUCGUGGGACGGCAGAUGCUGUGGAGGAUUGCAACUUAGAAAUAGCAAGAUUGCUUUUGACUGCUUCCGUAGUCGAAAGUCUGGACGUCUCGGAAGAGCAAUCUAAGGGUUUGAUCAGUGCUAGACUUGCAGCACUGAUUCAAAAAACUGUCCCCGUGCGCAUAAGUGUAGGUGAAACCAAGGUUACGGUACGCGGAUGUAGGCAUGAUGUCAAUGACGCUGUCGCCUUGUUGAAGGAGCAGUUGUAUGGUAUCUAUGAAGGACGAAUUGUGUUGGAUAUAGACUACUUUCACAAGAUGCAGGAUGCCUGCAAAGAUUUAUCCCAUUUCACACGUAUUAAAAGGAAUUCGGGUGUUGAGCUAUCGGUGGACGAAAGCGCAGCAGCCAUUGUUGUGACAGGUCAGCGAGAAAAGGUCAAGGGCGCAAAGCUCCAGCUAUUUUCCCUUUUUGGUUUUAUUUUUGAUUCGUCGUUCACGCAGCUUGCCGUCCCUCCGGCUUCGCUAUCUACUAUAGGACAAGUUGCGGUACUGGCUGAGGUUUCAUCUGCUUCGGGUGGUGCAUCUGUCCUGUUAGAUCGGGACACACACGCGAUUCUGAUUUUCGCCCAAGAAGCCUCCAAAGUUUCCAAGGCGAAGAAUGAAAUUGAGAAGCGAAUGCAAUUAUCGUUAAGCCGACUUCAUGUGAUUGAACUCGAAUCAUCCGAAGACUGGCUGGUAGCUACUACGAUAGGAAAAGGCGGUAAAAAUAUCAACGCGCUGCGCAAGCGCACUGGAUGCUCAAUCGAUGUCGAUAGUACCAAGAGAAAAAUUGUUAUUUCGUCGGAAAAUGAGCAAAGCUUCGAUAACGGCCGGAAGGAAGUAGAAGAUUUUCUAGAGAAAGAGCGGCAGCGAUGUGUAUUUUGUGAGAUUCCGGAACAAUACUAUCCGGCCUUCGUCGGGCGCGGAGGUGCCAACAUCAAGAAAUUUUCCGAAACUCACAAUGUGAACAUUCAAACCAUGCGAAAUACACCGGUCAAAGGUCUUCGAAUAACGGGCGAGAAAGACUUUGUUGCCGCUGCCAAAACAGCAAUCCAGGAAUGGAUAGCUUUCCGUCAGCAAGCCCGGGAAGAAGCCGACAUGAGCGAGUCAAUGCCGUUGCGGCACGAUCAAAUUUCCGUGAUCCUUGGUACGAAAGGGUCCACUGUUCGCUCAUUACAAUCAGAAUUUGGCUGCCGUGUCAAUGUAGAGCGGCAAUCUCCAUGCUGUGUACUUGUGCAAGGUGGCUCCCCUGGAAAACGGCAGGCAACCCUUGCAAAGAUCCGUGAGCUGCUGCUUUCCGAUGCUGUACUAAAGUCAGAGAACCUCGAACGAAGCAACGAUCCCGGUAGCCAUUUCAUAGAAAUGGCAGUACAAUCUCAGUCAAAGGUACAUCGCGAACAGGUGCCACAAACCCAACGCAAUGUAAAGAAAAAAGGUGUAUCAUCAUGGACUGAAUAUUUCCCAGUGCUCGACUCAGGGGCGGACGAACAGAAAACAGAAACGAGUUCUACAUCGACUUUUAUAGAAAAUACUAAAAACGAAAGCCCUUCCUGGUCGACGAUCGUUCAAAUUCCUACAAUGGCCGGUGAAAUCUCGAACGACGUCAAACAACGCCGUUCGUUCGUCAGCAUGGUCUCAGACGAUGAUUGGGAUGCCACAUCCGUCGGCUCCGACCCCGCGGACCAUCAGCUUAAUGCGGAAUUGCGAUACGAGUCUGACGCAUGCACGAAAGUAGCACAACUCAUGGGCAACUUACAGUAAAGUGCAAAUGAGAGGUCUUGCUUG